GAGGGAGAAAGAACACCUGAAUUCGAUGUUGCAUAUCAUCUCUCCUCUUAUUCCUACUUCCGAACCAUCAAUACGGCGCCCUGGCCUCACCGCUUAAUCGUGCAUAUAAGCACAAUAAAGAGGAGAAGAAAAAAAAAAAAGAGGAAAAAGAAAAACGCGUUCGUCUUGUCUACUAUCCCAACGUUCCAACGUUCCAACGUCCCAACGUUCCAACGUCCCAACAUCUCUUCAUCCUUCCCUUCGCUUUUACAAUCCUGUCUAUUCUACAUAACCCUACACAAUGGUCUUACCAAUGACUGAAGCGUCAGCACUAUCCCACAAACAAAUCGAGGAUCUCAUCACCGAGUCAUUGACCGCCCGCCAAAAUUCAUAUUCGCCCUAUUCCAAGUUCCGUGUCGGAGCCGCACUGCAAACCGUCGACGGCAGGGUCUAUCAGGGAUGCAAUGUCGAGAAUGCGGCCUAUGGUGGAGCCGUUUGUGCUGAGCGGACCGCCUUCGUCAAGGCUAUAUCGGAUGGUCAUCGUCGGUUUGUAGCCAUUGCGGUAUCGUGCGACUAUAAUAACUUUAUCACACCCUGUGGUAUUUGUCGGCAGUUCAUGAAUGAAUUCGGCAAGAGUCUCGAGAUCUUCUUUGUCAACGAUGACCGGACAUACAAGCGCGCGAUUCUGGAGGAUCUAUUGCCGUAUGCAUUCGGACCUGAGGAUCACCACGACUAGUAGUAAUAUGAGUGGACCAGAUAGUGCAUAUUCCCCUUCCUCAGCUAAUCGCCUCCUCACUGCUGUAUCUACAUGAACAUAACGCAGUAAACCAAACCAAACCAAAUAACCUUUUGUUUGCAAACACGUUAUAGCGCGUAUGCGGUAUCUGUUUUUACCCCGCGCGCGUACAGCGAGGAAGCUAUUUGACACUGACAAAUCAAUACUCGUUACAAAUCCUGCAC
Gamsiella multidivaricata is the source of this 939-nucleotide messenger RNA. RefSeq names its product putative cytidine deaminase. The coding region runs from base 281 to 715 and encodes 144 amino acids. The record is from RefSeq and is a predicted model, not a curated record. Gene Ontology annotation, molecular function: cytidine deaminase activity; zinc ion binding. The transcript has a single exon. NCBI's taxonomy places the organism in Eukaryota, Fungi, Mortierellomycota, Mortierellomycetes, Mortierellales, Mortierellaceae. Gene Ontology annotation, cellular component: cytosol.